Molecule: messenger RNA, 1892 nt
Organism: Zeugodacus cucurbitae (melon fly)
Lineage: Eukaryota; Metazoa; Arthropoda; Insecta; Diptera; Tephritidae
Product: tRNA dimethylallyltransferase
Exons: 9
Coding region: 178-1797 (539 amino acids)
Biological process (GO): tRNA modification
Cellular component (GO): mitochondrion
Molecular function (GO): tRNA dimethylallyltransferase activity
Source: RefSeq, a predicted model, not a curated record
UAAGCUAUGUGAAGCAAAGCGAACAGCUGAUUGUCGGGUUUGUUGUGCUACUCAUGUGUUCGGUUUUGCGUGCUUUUACGUUUGUGGCGCAAGUUUCUGUGUUUUCUCGGUAUUAAUUUGUUGUGAAUUUAGCGAAAAUACUAUUUGUUAUUCAAAGUGAAAGAAAUACUGUUAAAUAUGUUGAGGAAAGUGCCAUUAAUCGUGAUUUUGGGCUCAACCGGCACUGGCAAAACAAAGUUGUCACUCGAAUUGGCGGAGCGCUUCGGCGGCGAAAUAAUCAGCGCUGAUUCAAUGCAGGUUUAUGCCAAUCUGGAUAUUGCGACCGCAAAGGCCACCAAAGAAGAGCAGUCUCGAGCUAGGCAUCAUCUCUUAGAUGUUGCUACACCAAAUGAACCGUUUACGGUGGUCAGUUUUCGUAAUGCGGCUUUACCAAUUAUCGAAAAUCUUUUAGCACAAAACAAGUGUCCUAUUGUAGUCGGCGGUACCAACUACUACAUCGAAUCGCUCCUUUGGGAUAUACUCGUUAGUCCGAAGGAUCCAAACGAACUGGAGGACGGUAUAGACAACCAGUCUGACAUAUCUACUACAGUAAACAUUGCGGGCAAAGGAGAAGAGCGGACUGUUGGAUCUGACAAUGUGAAAGAUCCUUUAUUUCUGCCACAGUCAGAAAUGUCAGCAAUGUCAUCUGAGUUGUUGCAUAACCAUUUAAGGAAGAUCGAUCCGCAGUCGGCAAAUCGCAUACAUCCGAACAAUAAAAGAAAAAUUACGCGCGCCAUAGAAGUAUAUCAGCAAACGGGAGAGACCCUAACUGCUAAAUUGCAGGCGCAACGCCAACAACCAGGCGGUAAUCGGCUCGGCGGACCACUACGUUACCCCCACACUAUAUUGUUUUGGUUGCGUUGUAAGCAGGAUGUGCUCAAUGUGCGUUUGGACAAGCGCGUCGACGCUAUGCUCGAACAGGGUUUGCUGGCUGAGAUACGUGCUUUUCAUAACGAACACAACGGUGAUAAAAGCCAAACCGACAAUUCCGCAGCGUACACCCGUGGCGUACUUCAAACAAUAGGCUUCAAAGAAUUCAUACCCUACUUGGAGCAGUUUAAUGCGGCAAAUGAUCAGAAAAUUGAAGAGUACUUACGCUUGAAUGCGUAUAAAAUGCCAACGGAAGAGCACUUCAAAGCACAAAAGCCGAGUUCAAUAAACGUAACAGCAGUUCAGAAGCACACACAACAACAAAAUAUAGACGAACGUCAAUCACAACAGCCGCCACAGCAGUCGACCAUUGAUAGAGAAAUUGAAUUAGAAUUGGAAACAGCGACACAUUCCGAUACAACAACUACGAGUUCACCUUUGCCCGCAGGCCUCGAGGUGCUAAACGCGUGUUUGAAUGAGCUAAAACGGGUCACACAACGCUACUCGAAGAAACAAAUCAAGUGGAUAAAUAAUCGUUUUUUGGCCAGUAAGGAUCGUCAAGUGCCCGAUUUGUAUGAACUCGAUACGAGUGAUGUUAACUUGUGGCAAGCAGAAGUGUAUGAGCGUGCUGUGGCGGUAAUCGAAAGUCAUCGCCGUGGUGAGGUCUGCGAGAUACAAGCAAUGGCGCGGCGUCAACAUCCGGGUGCGGGACUUAAUGAGGAGACCAGCAAUUUCUGCGAGAUCUGUCAACGGCAUUUUAUAGGCGAAUAUCAGUGGCAAUUACAUCUGAAGUCCAAUAAGCAUAAAAAACGGAGGGAGUCAAAUAAAAAGAAGGAGAAAGCGAGUGGAAUUUCUGUGGACACCAAUAGGGAGGAUAAAAAAUCGUGAUUUAUUUGAUAAUACUACUAAAAAAUGUGUUAUGAAAAACAAACCAAAAUAUACCUAUGUAUAAUAAAUUCUAUAAGCCGAGAUUAUAAAUUUAU